AUGCAAGCACCAAACUACAGUGGACCAAAUGCUGUCCGUUGCAGUAUGCUGGUGGUGCGUCGUACAUUGGUGGUACGUGGACUCCGAUGGUCCGAAAACCUAACUGGUCCAGAAUUGGUGAUUCUGGAGCAGGGGAACAAUGCAAUGGUGCCUAACGCAGCUAGAGGAUCCGUCGAAUUCCAUGUGGAUAGUAGUGACAUGAAACCUGAAGUUCACAACUCCCGUUCAAUCUGUUCAAAACCACCAAAACAUUGGCCGUACAGAGAGAAUGCCGGUAGUACCUACGAACUACUUACCUACCGUUGGUGCAAUUUCGGUUCCAGUCUUUUACACAACAUUGUGACUUCCGGUGUGCUUGGCCGUCAUAAAGAAGUAAUAGUCAGAAAACUGCUAUCUACAGCCCAGACAAAAGAGGACACCAUAGGCCCGACUGGCCAGCGAAACCGGAAGGCAUACAAUCAAGUUAUAAGAAAUUUAGAAAAGAAUGCGCAGGAUCGAGGCGUCUUCUCCUCGGGUGUGAAGCGCAAACCAAACCAUGCGGAAGAAUUAUUUACGUUAUUUAAAAUGGGUUGA
Messenger RNA from Opisthorchis viverrini, 573 nucleotides. RefSeq lists its product as hypothetical. Bases 1 to 573 code for a protein of 190 amino acids. Lineage: Eukaryota; Metazoa; Platyhelminthes; Trematoda; Opisthorchiida; Opisthorchiidae. The record is from RefSeq and is a predicted model, not a curated record. The transcript has 3 exons.